Messenger RNA from Synchiropus splendidus (mandarinfish), 2629 nucleotides. RefSeq names its product chromosome partition protein Smc-like. Bases 232 to 1800 code for a protein of 522 amino acids. The transcript has 2 exons. The record is from RefSeq and is a predicted model, not a curated record. Lineage: Eukaryota; Metazoa; Chordata; Actinopteri; Syngnathiformes; Callionymidae.
UGGAGGCAAUCAGGUGUGCAGCCAACCAGCGUGUGCAGGUCCAGAUUGCUGAAAACAACGAGUUGAGAAGUCAUAUCGUCACUGUCAAAGAGCAGAUGAGUCAACAGGAGACCGACACACUUGGUAAAUAUUUGGACUCCCUCUGUGAAAGACGAAAGGAGCUAGUGAAGAUCCAAGAAACUAUCAUGAGUCAGAAUGAUGAUCUACAACUACAGCUAGAGGACUUGAAGGAUGAAACUGGACCUUACAGUGAAGCAGACUGAGAAACUGAAGUGCUACACAGCUGUGGUAACUGAAGACAGAGUAAAACUGCAGAGUAAUUUUCAAAUGGAAAGAGAAAACCUCUUGGUCGAUAGAGACGAACUGCACAGAGCUACCCAUUUGACUAAGGAGAAGGUAAUGCAACAGAAAGAUGUCCUCCUCAUCAAGGGUGGCAUUUUGGACGGAGUUAAUCAAAAGAAACUAGAUACUACUAACCGCCUGGGUGAGUUCAUGGUUCUCAUGGCUCGGCUGAAGAGUGAUGUGCAUGAAAAGGCAGUGGCCCUCCGCCAGUGUGAGGAACAAUUGAGAGUGGAGAUACAAAAGCAAAAUCAGCUGAAGCUGGAACAUGAAGGUUUGAUGAAUGAAUUUUCCAGUAUAGAACAUGGUUUCAAAACUGCUCUCCAGGUUGGUAGAGAGGAACUUGAGAAGUUAGAGGGCUUGAUUGUGAGAGAGAAAAGUUUGAGACUGCCAUUCCAAGAUUCAGCUGCUCAGACAUUAGAGGUGUUGCAGCUUCAACAUGAGGAAGAGAGUAAAGUUACGUUGGAGCAAUUGCACAUAAUGCAACAACUGGAGGAGUCCCAGUUGCAGCUGGAUGGCUGCCUGGCAUCCAACAACAAACACAAAAAGGAGGCCAGCGAAUUGGAUGGUAAAAUCAGGGACCUUCUUAAAGCUGACACUGUCACCAGUGUCACGCUGGAGAAGAAUCUGAAAGAGCAGCGUGGGCAUGUGGACAUGGAGAACCAAAAAAUCAGAAGUCUUGAGGAGGAAAAGCAGAAGCUCACACAACUCUUGGACCAGGCAAAGAUAGAUCAGGAGCGACAGGUGACCUUGAUCUCCUCAGAUACCAGCGGAAUGAAGAACAGAUUCACAGUGCUGCAACACGAGGAGGCGGAAUUCUUGAACUUGCACCCCACGUAUGCUCACCCUGACCAACUACUCAGACACAUGACAUUGUGUGAGCGGGAGUACAAGCAGUUGCAACAAACAAUCAUCCAGGAGAACUUGAAGUGUAAAACAGAGAGAGAAAUUAUCGCCAGGAAUAUCUCUGAGAAGCUGAAACUGUUGGAGGAGAAAGAACAAAUUUUGAUGGAAAUGGAAGCAGAGUGCUCUAAGCUGCGAUCCUGGCACAAUGAUCUACUGAGGUUCUCUUUGGAAUUAAAGAGCAGAAAAGAUGGUCUUGAGGCGUCUGCUCAGAGGCUGAAGGAGAAAACAAGCUUGGUGUUGAAACACCAAAAGAAGGCAAAGGUUGAACUGGACAAUGUGAGAGCAACUCGCUUGCAUAGACUUUACCAACAGGCCGCUGAGCUGAAACAAGUGGAGGUGACCCUCUAUAAUUAUGAAGUUCAACUGGAGCAGGCGAGGAAGGGAAACCAACUGACUCGUCUGCAUAUAUGGAAGAUGACAGAGGAGGUCAGACACUCUAAACAGCGCGUGGACUCUUACAAGAGAACGAGGCAGCAAUUCCAUCAGGACAUGCAUGAAGUAAUGAAGGGAGUACAGGCUGUGUGGAUUAAGGAUCAUGCUUUGAUGAUGCUUUGAACCAUUUAAGGUCUCGUGGAGACCUUCUCAGGAAACUUGACAUCCCACCUCAAUCAACAAGUGUUUGAUUCCCAAGGGAGAACUUGGAUGAACCCUGGGCAGAGUUGAUGUUCUUCAUUUAUGUAUAUCAAGUAUUUCGUUUGUUUUAUUUUAUUUUUUCUGUCUACCCAUCUGUGCGUCCAGCUGUCUGUCUUCAUGUUGUUUUUAGAUUGUUUUGUGUGUGUGUGUGUGUACUUGUACUUCUAUCUUUGUGAGAACCUGUAUGAGUUUUUAAUCAACAGAGAACAACCCUCACUUUGUCAAGCCUCAGUUUGAGGGUUAAAACUACAAAAUAGCUGGGUUAUUAUAAUUGGGUUUUAGUUUGGUUCAGAGUAAAGGUUAAAUUUCAGUUUCAGUCUCAAUCAGUUUGUUUUAGAUGGUUAGCUUAAGGGGAGAUGCUGGGAAAAGGGUAAUGUCAAUGUAUUGGUAGUCACUAAGACAGGAAGACAAACUUGUGCGUGUGCACGUGUUUGUGGUUACCUACAUUUUUUUUCUUUUUUAAUUUCUCUGAAUGAUGAUUGAUUUAUUGUUCAGAGAUGUGUGCUUUGUUGUGAUUUAUUAAUUUUAUUAUUAUUGGAUAACUGAACUCAAUCUGUCCGGGUUUUGAGAAUGAAGACUAGGUUUCAUUAAGUUGUACAAAAUUUCCAAGUUGUUUUGUCGAUAUGUGCAUAAGUCCAACUUUAAAGCAUAAAGGCAUUUCCACUCUAACUUUUUAAUUCUAGUUUUUGUUUUACGAAAGGUUUUUCUUUUUUUUUUUUUUUUUUUUGACAUGUUUCUACUGUACGAUGUA